AUGGCUUUUGUUUUCCUUAUCUGUGAGAAUGAGCAAGCCCUCUCGGAGGAAGGGAGGUGGCGUUCGAUUAUAAAGCCGCUUGUUCCGAAGCUGUCGCUGCCGCGGCGCCCGCACGGGCACGCAGCUUUCUGGAUAAACGUGUCGGUACGGUGCUGUGUAGGAAAGGAUGCUGGUUUGAAUGGCUCUCAAAGCAAGUACCUGCACUCUGUUAACCUCGUCUGGUACUUCUGGCACAAGCCAGCUUUCAGGCAGUGGUCUUUAAACAUCAUUGUGCACGAGUCUGCUCUAUCACAAAUGCUCCUAUCCUACAGCCCAAUUGAUGAGUACAAGCCCCUAGAUGCCACCACAAACCCAUCUCUCAUACUAGCUGCGGCUCAGAUGCCAGCUUACCAGGAACUUGUGGAUGAUGCUGUUGCCUAUGGGAAAAAACUUGGCGGGUCAGAAGAGGAGCAGAUCAAAAAUGCCUGUGACAAACUUUUUGUAUUAUUUGGAGCUGAAAUAUUGAAGAGGAUACCUGGCCGUGUGUCCACAGAAGUAGAUGCAAGGUUGUCCUUUGACAAGGAAGGAAUGAUUCAAAGGGCCAGGCGUCUCAUUGACCUUUAUAAGGAAGCAGGAAUUGGUAAAGAUCGUAUUCUCAUAAAGCUCUCUUCAACAUGGGAAGGAAUCCAGGCUGGCAAGGUUCUGGAAGCAGAGUAUGGGAUUCACUGCAACAUGACCUUGCUGUUCUCCUUUGCUCAGGCAGUUGCCUGUGCUGAAGCUGGAGUUACUCUGAUUUCCCCAUUCGUAGGACGUAUCCUGGAUUGGUAUAUUGCAAAUGGAGAUAAGAAAACCUAUGAGCCUUCAGAGGAUCCAGGAGUGAAGAGUGUCACUAAGAUCUAUAACUACUACAAAAAGUUUGGCUACAAAACUAUCGUGAUGGGUGCUUCCUUUCGAAAUACAGGAGAAAUAAAAGCGCUUACAGGCUGUGACUAUCUCACUAUUUCACCCAAGCUUUUGGCAGAGCUCAGCAAAGAGUAUGUCAAGUUAACUCCCACACUCAGUGUAAAAGAGGCUCAGGCAUGUGAGCUUGAGAAGAUCCAUCUGGAUGAGAAGGCAUUCCGCUGGCACCAUAAUGAAGACCAAAUGGCUGUGGAGAAAUUAUCCGACGGGAUCAGAAAAUUUGCUGCAGAUGCAAUUAAACUGGAGAGGAUGUUAAAGGACCGAAUGUUCAGUGCUGAAAAUGGAAAGUAGAAAAAUCGGAAUUCUCCUGAAUGGUCAAGGCUGAAUGAGUGGAUCACCUGAGGUUAAAUGGAUGUACAAAGUCUUACGUGUAAAAGUCUUAUGCUAUGUAUGGAUAGAUUUCUGUAUCAUGCUUUUUUAUCAAUUUGCAAAGGGACGAAUAGAAUUUCAAAUUUUUGUGGCACUUUUGUCAAUACAUGCAAAUUAACAC
Messenger RNA from Fulmarus glacialis (Northern fulmar), 1429 nucleotides. RefSeq names its product transaldolase 1 (gene TALDO1). Lineage: Eukaryota; Metazoa; Chordata; Aves; Procellariiformes; Procellariidae. Gene Ontology annotation, cellular component: intracellular anatomical structure; cytoplasm. Gene Ontology annotation, biological process: pentose-phosphate shunt, non-oxidative branch; carbohydrate metabolic process; pentose-phosphate shunt. Bases 1 to 1230 code for a protein of 409 amino acids. The transcript is spliced from 10 exons. Gene Ontology annotation, molecular function: transaldolase activity. The record is from RefSeq and is a predicted model, not a curated record.